GUGUGUACACAAGAUUAUUUCGAGUAUAAAUUAAAAAUGGUAUAUGGCUGAUUUUAUGGAACAUAUUUUAAUAUCAAAGAAGUAGGUAAAAGUCUACAUGAUCAUUAUUAGAUUUAACUUCAUUACAAGUCCUCCUCGCCUGGGAUUAAAUCCAUGAUGUCUUUCUAAUACAUCAUGUCUUUCUAAGCUUUUAUUAUUGAUCAUGGUUAUUCUCAAUCAAAUUCAAGGGUCCUUAUCGCCUUCCCCAACCAAGUAUGACGUUUUUCUAAGUUUCAGAGGUGUUGACACUCGUAAUAGUUUCAUUGAUCACCUUCACAAGGCAUUGUUGGAUGCCAAUAUCAAUACCUUUUUAGAUGAAGAAGAGAUCCAAACAGGAGAAGAUCUUAAGCCAGAGUUGGAGAGCGCAAUCAAAGCUUCCAAGGCCUCCAUUAUUGUGCUAUCCAAGAAUUAUGCUUCUUCAACAUGGUGCCUUGAUGAACUGGUAUUGAUCCUUGAGCUACGUAGGAACUAUAAACAUAUUGUUAUCCCAAUCUUCUACCAUGUGGAGCCCACACAUGUUAGGAAGCAACAAAGCAGCUUUGGAGAUGCUAUGGCUAAGCAUAAACACAGGAUGGAAGCAGAAAUAGAUGUGCAGAAGAGAAAUCAACAGGCAUAUAAGAUGGAGUUAUGGAAGGAAGCCCUUGUGGAGGUUGUUGAUUUGAAAGGAAUGGAUGCAAACGGCUGGUCAUCAUAGACAGGUACCGAUGCAAGGAGAAGGGAAGAUGGAGCUUGUUCAAGACUCAUCUUUCAUUUUGAUUUAUGCUUUAGUGUUUAUCAAAAUUUGACAGAACACUUGUAUAAUAAUUAUAUUAUUAAUGCAAUGGAUGAUGUUGUUGCUUGUUUACUACUUUUCAUUGUUGUGAUACUGUACAUGACG
Messenger RNA from Lactuca sativa (garden lettuce), 916 nucleotides. Its product is annotated as toll/interleukin-1 receptor-like protein. Gene Ontology annotation, biological process: signal transduction. NCBI's taxonomy places the organism in Eukaryota, Viridiplantae, Streptophyta, Magnoliopsida, Asterales, Asteraceae. The record is from RefSeq and is a predicted model, not a curated record.